Molecule: messenger RNA, 2305 nt
Organism: Scomber scombrus (Atlantic mackerel)
Lineage: Eukaryota; Metazoa; Chordata; Actinopteri; Scombriformes; Scombridae
Product: 7-methylguanosine phosphate-specific 5'-nucleotidase-like
Exons: 10
Coding region: 139-1092 (317 amino acids)
Cellular component (GO): cytoplasm
Molecular function (GO): 5'-nucleotidase activity; magnesium ion binding
Source: RefSeq, a predicted model, not a curated record
UUCAAAUCAGCUGCCGACAAAAAACUAUACAAAUAUUAAUUAAUUCCUUUUUUUUAAAGAAAUACACACAGCUUGUUAAUUAACAUAAUGUGCUUUUAGCGGCUGGACUGAAAAGCAGGUUAUACGUCGCGUCUGAAGAUGAUAUACCAUAUUCCCUGGAUCUACACACCUGUGCGGAGUGUGCUGGCAAUCUGGCACCAGCUGACCAAAACCGAGAUCCCAGAGCUGGCCAAAUGCUCGGUGCUGAUGAGGGAGCGCAGCAGAGUGGAAGAGACGAUCUAUUCCAUGCAGCGAGCGGGCGCAGGCAGCCUGCAUGUUAUCUCCGACUUCGACAUGACGCUGACCAGAUUCGCCCACAACGGCAAGAGAGUGCCCACCACCCACAACAUCCUGGAUAACCGGUUGUUGAUUAAUGAAGAUUGCACCAGAAAUAUGAGGGAGCUGUUGAACACCUACUAUCCCAUAGAGAUUGAUGCUGGUCGGGCUGUUGAAGAAAAGCUGCCUCUUAUGGUCGAAUGGUGGACUAAAGUACAUGAACUCCUCAUUGAGCAGAGGAUCAGGAAGGACAUGCUAGCUCAGGCUGUUAAGGAAUCCAGCGCUAUGCUCAGGGAGGGCCACAACGUGUUUUUUGACCGUCUGGCAGAGCUCCAGGUCCCUCUGUUGAUCUUCUCGGCCGGUGUUGGAGACGUCCUGGAGGAAGUGAUUCGACAAAACGAUGUCUUCCAUCCUAAUGUGCACGUCAUCUCCAACUACAUGGACUUUGAUCACACCGGGGUCCUGCGAGCCUUCAAAGGCCAACUGAUCCAUACCUUCAACAAGCGGGAGGGGGCUCUGUCACAUGCAGCUUGCCUCACAGAGCUGCAGGGUCGGCCCAACGUGCUGUUGCUGGGAGACUCUUUGGGAGACCUGACGAUGGCUGACGGGGUGUCAAAGCCUGAAAACAUCCUGACCAUCGGCUUCCUCAACGACCAGGUGGAAGAGAGGAAAGAGUCGUACAUCAACUCUUUUGAUAUCGUACUGGUGAAGGACGAGACGAUGGACGUUCCAAACGGCAUCCUCAGAUGCAUUACCUCAUUGGGACGCAACAAGUAAGAAGUGCAUGAAGAAACAUGGACACGACUCAGUCCUAACACAUAAAGACAAACUCAUUCACUCCAUUUACAGUGUUGCAAGCUGGACAAUCACUUACCUCAAACAGACCUCAAGACUGGACCUUUUCACCCGUGUCCUCAGGAGCGAUUAAUGGUGCAAAUCACACACUCUUUACUCUGAAGUCUUUAUUUGUACUCUCUCUUUGUCUUUGACUCUUGACUUGUAUUUGCUGAGCAUGAAAGCUAUCCUACCACAGUCCAGAGUUUCAAAAGAUCUAAAUGAGGUCAUCUAGUUGUAAUGUACUUUGGAAGAAUCUCUCUGUUUGUUUGUUUUACCUCCUUUGUUUGAGGAAAUCCCUGCGAUUUCUCAAUGGGAAACAGUAGCAUUAAAAUGGCAAUAUGCCAGUUUAACUUCAGUGAGGGAAUAUUUAUAAUCCUUUGGCCUCAGCUCAAAGUAAACUCACUCUGGAAACAAAUCAACAACUCAGUGAUCUCUUACAAAUAUGUCAGUAUGUACAGUUAAACGGCAUAUUUCUCAUAUAAAUCUUUUUUUUUGUUUUACUGUAUGAGGAUGAGCUGGUUUUAAAUAUCUUUUACUUUGAGCUCAUGUAUGAAGAUGUAAAAAACAUUUCAUACUGUCAUGGUGUGUUUUUUGAUGUACUGUACUCUAACCUCUGUUUUCUCUGCAAUUUCUUCAUACUCCAGUCUACAUACUGUGCACACAGAUCAUCAUGUUACUUGGAGGGUGCCGCUAACUUGACUACGAUGAUAACAGUUUUUAAACUACUGUAUUAGUUAUUGACUGAGUUGUUACUUUUGACAUGCAACAGUGGAGACAAACACAGUAACCCCAAUUGUUGUGUCUUUCAGCUGAAACAUGGUGGCUGCUAUUAGUAAAAACUUGUCAUUUACUUUGUUGCACUUUACUACAGGUUAAAGGUAUAGUUAACAUUUAUGAAAAUGUGUUAAGAUACUUUAUGGUAAAAAGAAGGAAGCUGUGGUAGAAAUAUAAUUAACAACCCAUAUCUGCAACAGAAAUAUCACAUACAUUGCAUGAGAAACUCUCCCUUUAACUUACAUUUUAACUGUUUCUGAAGGCUACUAAUAAUUUCUUGCAACAGUCUUAAGACUUUCAGGUGGUCAUUAAUGGAUAGAUGACCUGUUUCUAUUAGAGAUGCAUCAAUAUUAAUGAUACUAAUAUUUUUCUCACAAAU